This is a messenger RNA of Colletotrichum spaethianum, 804 nucleotides long. RefSeq lists its product as uncharacterized. Gene Ontology annotation, cellular component: endoplasmic reticulum membrane. NCBI's taxonomy places the organism in Eukaryota, Fungi, Ascomycota, Sordariomycetes, Glomerellales, Glomerellaceae. Gene Ontology annotation, biological process: (1->6)-beta-D-glucan biosynthetic process; fungal-type cell wall biogenesis. The record is from RefSeq and is a predicted model, not a curated record. The transcript has 3 exons. Bases 1 to 804 code for a protein of 267 amino acids.
AUGGCCUUCUGCGCCUCUGCGCAAGCCUUCACCGACUCGUCUCCUUUUGUGAUGCUGUCAACCGCGAAGUUCGCGCCAUCAAACCCCGCCCAACUCCAGACCGAAUCCCAAGUCGUCAAGACCGUCCAGGACCUCCUCUCCUCUUGCCCGACGGAUCGCUACCUUCUCGUCGCUCAGCCCAACGUCAACGCCGCCGACAUCCGCGGCCCGGACGGCGGUGACUGUAAGGCUCCGAACCUGUGCCGCGCGAUCGCCGGGAGCGACGUCCGCGGCGUCUACAGUGUCGCCGAGGUCGUCGGAGAGGUGCCCAUCAGCACGCUGGCCGACUACAUCAAGACGGCGUGCGCGGGUAAGACGGUCGAAAUCGAGCAGACCAGGCUCGCCCCCCUCGGACGGGACACCCGCGAGAGGGCCAGCACGCUCGCCGACAACGACUACGCCCUCGGCCGCAACCUUGAGACACUGCGCAGCGCCUCCGACUCGUACACCGUCAUCUACCUCGCCAGCCCGUCAGAGCCUACCUACCAGGCCGAGUUCACCGGCGAGCCUCUGCACGCGGAGCUCAAGCGCCACGAGGCGAGCCUGCUGCAUGCCAGGAAGGACAAGAACGAGACGGACUGGAACAAGCUUCCCCUCUUUGAAAAAUACGUCUUCUUCUCGCCAGGCGUCUUCCACGCCAUCGUUGCCUCCAUUAUCCUCUUCAGCAUUCUUGGUGUCGCCAUCAGGGCCCUUGCUAGCCUUGAGAUUCCCUAUGGGGCUUUCGACAAGGAGAAUGGCCCCGCCGCUCACAAGAAGAGCCAGUAG